ACUAAUCACUUCUCUGAACUCAGGCUCAGCAUCAAACACACAUACAGUUUACAGUACCGCCAUUUCAAGACAUAGGACACAUCCGUCAUUAUUCAAACUCCUCAGUCCCUUUUCUGCCAUUUCACACACAUUCUCUCGCUCUCUCUCUCUCCUACUUCCACCUACACACUCACUCACACUCACAGAACUCUCACUCACUUCACAACUACUCAACACAUCUCUCUCUCUCUCUCUGUCUCUCUAUCUUUAGAAACAAGAAGGCGAAAAUGGGUAGUCGAAUUCAGUCGCACCAGCUGAGCAAUGGGCUGUACGUGUCGGGUCGACCCGAGCAGCAGCAGAAAGAUAAGCCCACAAUGGGUUCACGCGCCGUCCCCUACACCGGCGGCGACGUCAAGAAAUCCGGCGAGCUCGGCAAGAUGUUCGAUAUCCAAAUUCUCGAAGGCCCGGGCCCACACCCACCUCCGUCUUUGAAAUCCUCACGCCCGUCAACAAGCGGGUCGCUCCGAUCCGGAUCCGGGUCCACCUCCGGCCCACUGAGCUCCAAGCACACAACUUCCUCCGGCCCAAUGACGAGAAAGUCCUCUGGGCCCAUGCCGCUCCAGCCCACGGGCUUAAUCACCUCCGGCCCGCUCGGAUCAUCAACUGGGCGUCGGUCGGGUCAUCUGGACUCCGGGUCCGGGUUCGGGCCGGGGAAACCGAGCUACGGUGCGGCCGUGACGAGCUUGGGUUCGGGGGCGGAGGUGAGGGUGGGGAUUGGGGUGUCGAAGGCGGCUGUUUGGGUGUUUGUGGUGGCGGUGGCGAUGGGGUUGCUGAUUGGGGCGUUUCUGAUGGUGGCGGUGAAGAAGGCGGUGGUGCUGGUGGCGGUGGGAGGAGUGUUGGUGCCGGUGGUGGCGGUGGCGGUUUGGAAUUGCCUCUGGGGGAAGAGAGGGUUAGUAGGGUUCGUGAGAAGGUACCCCGAUGCUGAGCUUCGUGGUGCUCUUGAUGGACAGUUCGUCAAGGUCACUGGGAUGAAGGUGGAAGACUUUGUUGAACUUCAAGCCACCUUGUUUACUCUGGUCCACAUGAACAAUGUUGUUACUUGUGGUAGUAUUCCUUUGGAGUCAUCCUACCAAAGGGUACCAAGGUGUGUAUAUGUGUCCACAGAACUCUACGAAUAUAAGGGAGUGGGUGGAAAAUCUGCAAAUCCUAAACACCGUUGCUUGUCGUGGGGAUCUAGUCAUUCAGAGAAAUAUGUGGCUGACUUUUACAUAUCAGACUUCCAAUCUGGGUUAAGAGCAUUAGUAAAGGCUGGUUAUGGGGCUAAGGUUGCUCCAUUUGUAAAACCAGCAACUGCAGUUGAAGUCACAAAAGAAAACAAGGACUUAUCUCCAAGCUUUUUACGAUGGCUAGCUGACCGCAGCCUCUCUAGUGAUGACCGUAUAAUGCGCCUCAAAGAAGGGUAUAUCAAAGAAGGGAGCACUGUAAGUGUAAUGGGGGUUGUUCGACGCCAUGAUAACAUACUUAUGAUUGUUCCACCUUCAGAACCUGUCUCAACAGGCUGUCAGUGGGUCCGCUGCCUUCUCCCUACCUAUGUUGAAGGAUUAAUUUUGACAUGUGAUGAUAAUCAAAAUGCUGAUGUGGUUCCUGUGUAAAAAAUUUCUAUCUUGUCUUUAUGUUUUGAUAAAUUCCCAAGUAAAUAUUGGAAGGGCAGAAUUGAUGGAAAAAUGCCACACCGCCUGAGUACGCUGUUCUUUCCUGUCCAAAUUUAAGUGUGUAAAUUGCCCUAGAAGAUCAGAGCAAGAAGCUGAAGAUCACGUAAUAAUGAAUGAACUCUAGUUGGUGGUUAAGAUGCCACAAGCUAGGAUGCUAAUGGAGAUGAUGGGGGAAAAUGGAUUUCCACCAUCAAGAAGUUAGAAGAUGUAUUGUGAGGAAGUUGCACAUUUUGAUUUUUGCUAAUUUGAUAUGUACAUAAGUCGAGUUGAUAAGUUGCGGUAAAUGGUUCAAAAAUGGUUUGCUACUCUCAAUUAUAGCAUAAACUGUAGAAUUAUUAGUAUUUAUGUAUUAAGAUCUGAUUUUAAUUAGUCACUGUUUGAUGGUGUGAAUUGUUUAUGGGGGAUCUUGUCAAUAUUCAUAUUCAUCUAUUCUUGGUGAAAUUAUGUCUCUGACAUAAAGGUAGACCUCAUCGCAAGUGAGAUUUACAUUUACAUGGGAGGAAGGUGUAGUCCACUAGAUAUAUUGAAUAAUUUAUCCUGAUCUUGCUAUGUACCAA
Messenger RNA from Quercus lobata, 2248 nucleotides. RefSeq lists its product as uncharacterized. NCBI's taxonomy places the organism in Eukaryota, Viridiplantae, Streptophyta, Magnoliopsida, Fagales, Fagaceae. The transcript is spliced from 5 exons. Bases 267 to 1631 code for a protein of 454 amino acids. The record is from RefSeq and is a predicted model, not a curated record.